CGGGGCUGCCCUAACGGGGCGGGGCUGGACGAGGCGGGGUCGCGGCUCCUCCCCCGGCCCGGGCGGCUGACGGGACCCGCCCCAGGGGCUGCGCGCCGAGGCGGUGGUGCAGCCUGGAGUGCCCGACAGCUGCAGCGGCCGGGGAUCCUGGACUCCUCCCCACACCAAGGGGGCGGGCCGGACGAGCCGUUCCCAUGGCACCAGGGCGCUCGGGUUACCGCGGAGUGAACCCCAGACCCCUCUCGUCCUUCGGAGUGCCAACCGCCCCGUCCAGCCUCUUCCUCGGCCCUCCUGAGAUCGGGCAGCAGAAACGAACACCCAAAGGAGGGGAGGAGACGCGUGGGGAAGUGGAGGAGACCCGUGGGGAAGUGGAGGACGGGGGCUUUUCAGAAGGAACGAAGAAAGGAGCAAAGCCCACCUCCCAAGGAUGACACUAAACACCCAGCAAGAAGCAAAGACCCCUGUGCAUCGGCGAGCCAGCACUCCACUGCCCCUGUGCCCCCGAGGCCACCAGCCUGGCCUCCUAUGUAUAGCACCUUCCAUGCAAUCCCAGCAUCCCCGACUGGGCCAGUCAGCCUCCCUCAAUCCUCCCACCCGGCAGCCUUCACCAGGCCCCAACGGUUGGUCCUCUGAAUCCAGCGACUCUGAAGGCUCCUGGGAGGCCUUCUACCGUGUGGUGCUGCUUGGAGAUCCUGGUGUAGGGAAGACCAGCCUGGCCAGCCUCUUUGCAGGAAAGCAAGAGCGGGACCUCCAUGAACAGCUGGGAGUUACAGAAGAUGUGUACGAGAGGACCCUCACAGUGGACGGAGAGGACACCACACUGGUGGUCAUGGACACCUGGGAGGCCAAGAAACCGGAUGAAAGCUGGAGCCAGGAUUCAUGCCUGCAGGUGGGCAGCGCCUAUGUCAUUGUGUACUCCAUUGCGGACAGAGGCAGCUUCGAGAGCGCCUCAGAGCUCCGCAUUCAGCUGCGGCGCACACAUCAGGCGGACCAUGUUCCCAUCAUCCUUGUGGGCAACAAGGCAGACCUGGCACGCUGCCGGGAAGUCUCCGUGGAAGAGGGCCGCGCCUGCGCCGUGGUGUUCGACUGCAAGUUCAUCGAAACGUCAGCCACGCUGCAGCACAACGUGGCGGAGCUCUUCGAGGGCGUGGUGCGCCAACUGCGCUUGCGCCGCCGGGACAGCGCGGCCCGGGAGCCCCCGGUGCCCCGACGUCGGGCGAGUCUGGGCCAGCGCGCUCGCCACUUCCUGACACGCCUGACAGCCCGCAGCGCCCGCCGCCGGCUCUGAAGGCCCGCUCCAAGUCCUGCCACAACCUGGCCGUGCUCUGAGGCCCCCCGACCUACCGGGGGCAGCGGAACACUGGGUGCAUUCUGGGCUCCCCCAAGGGGCAAAGGCACGGUUGCCUGGAGUCCACAUCGUGGCUUUGCCUGAUCGCUGCCCGGAGAGCCAGAGCAGCUAACCAGAGCCGCGGCUUCAGGGACCCGUCCACCCUGGAAAGUGAUGGACAGACUAUGGGGCCAAAGCCCCAAGCUGGGCACAGAGGGGUUUUUUUAUGCGGUGCGUUUCGUUUUGUAAAAAUCUUCCUUGUCCCUUCCUGGCCAACCCUCAGAACCUCCCCCCUACACAAUAAACCAGACCAUGAAGAUG
Messenger RNA from Manis pentadactyla (Chinese pangolin), 1648 nucleotides. It is a transcript of the gene REM1, whose product is annotated as RRAD and GEM like GTPase 1. Gene Ontology annotation, biological process: negative regulation of high voltage-gated calcium channel activity. The record is from RefSeq and is a predicted model, not a curated record. Bases 428 to 1288 code for a protein of 286 amino acids. Gene Ontology annotation, cellular component: plasma membrane. Gene Ontology annotation, molecular function: calcium channel regulator activity; GTP binding; GTPase activity. NCBI's taxonomy places the organism in Eukaryota, Metazoa, Chordata, Mammalia, Pholidota, Manidae. The transcript has 6 exons.